AUGACUUCUACAUCAGAACUGCCGUUGCAACAACCAAAUACGUCUGUAGAUAGCCAAGCAACCCUUCCUAGUGAUUCUCCGCUGAACAAAUACACGCGAUUUGAUGCCGCUAAGAUAAUUCGAACGGGAUACGGCCACACACGCACCAUACUUACCAAUACCCAAGACUACAACUAUCAAAGACAAACACAGUUUAUUACAAUCCUAAACAGCAACAACAACUCGUACCCAUCACCAGCCGAAAAGCCCAAGUGGCCAAUCAUCCAUCGUAUUCGAAGGUAUUUCCGCUACAUCCCUUUAGAUGAACGCGAUCCAGCACCAGAUUUCCAAGCACAUGUACAAGAAAUCCUUAUGGACGGCUGGCAGAUAAUUGCUGCCUAUAUUUGGCCAUUUGCUAAAGCAGCGCUCUUAUUUAUACCAUCCUUACUCUUUAUCAAGACCGCAUUUUACAUGCACAUCUAUCAGAUCAGCACCGACCUUCAUUUUGAUUACAACUACAGCUACGCACUUAAUCCCGGCGAACAAACUAUGUUUGGUCUUAUUACAGUAUUUGCCAUUGUAUUAGCCGUUAUCAUAAGCAUAUAUGGCUUCUUUUCUAAUGGCGUUAACAAGUCAGGCAAGAAUGCAUUAUUUAGAAAACCAGGCACACUAGGCGAUGAAGCCUCGGCCAAUUCAGUGAUGGGAAUCAUCUUCUACUUCACUAUAGCAUUAUCAAUCAUUCCUGUUGUGCUGAAUUUACUUGGCAAGGUCUGUUUUGCACUCUUCCAAAUAUUUGAAAUCCCGGUCAUCCUAGUCAGCAUUCUAGUUAUUUGUGCCAUGUUCAUGAUUGGAAGUUCCUACGGCAUGGCAAGAAAGUUUUCGUUCGGCAGUCGCCCUCUUCGGGUCAUUCUGUAUAUUGCUCUCGUUGGCACAAUCAUUCUUUUAACUGUCUACUUUAGUCUCCAUAUAAUCGGCCAAUGGAACAGCUGCCACGUCACACCCGGUUUCUUCAACCAUACUCUCGAACUUCUCCGAAAGACACAAACAAUAGAUCGGAAGCAACUUUCAGACCUACUAACCGUGAAGCUAAACGAGAAAUCCGACAACCUCCACCGGCUCUUCUCCGGUGUCACUAGCGCACCUCUGCCCACUUCUAUCGCUGAUAAGACUAUCGUUUCCGAUGAUAUUUUCACAAAGUUCGGUUACUAA
Molecule: messenger RNA, 1188 nt
Organism: Nematocida homosporus
Lineage: Eukaryota; Fungi; Microsporidia
Exons: 1
Coding region: 1-1188 (395 amino acids)
Source: RefSeq, a predicted model, not a curated record